CUCCGCCGAGUGACCGCCUACAUAAACAGUGGGCAGCCUUGUGGAGCUGCCUGUCGUCCCCAUUCGCGCCAUGGACGACGCCGCCGGUGGAGGAGGUGGCUGCGAUGGGCCCCUGGAGGUUGUGAUCGAUGUCAGCAGCAGCGACACCGACUCCGGCGACACCGGUGGCCGGAAGAGGCCGCGGCGGGCGGUUGGAGGAGGUGGCCGCGAGGAGAAGAGGGCGAGGUUCUUGGCCGUGGUUCCAGCCGGCUUCCUCGAGCCGCUUACGCCGAUGAAGUUGCUCCCAGCGCCGCCGCCGGAGAGGCGCGUGACGAAGCAGUUCUGGAAGGCCGGCGACUACGACGGCAAGAAGGAUCUGCUUGCCGUGGAGGCGGCGCAGCAUUCUGAUUCUGGGAUGGAUCAUGUCCGCGUUCAUCCCAAAUUUCUACACUCCAACGCAACAAGCCACAAAUGGGCUCUGGGGGCUUUAGCCGAGCUGCUGGACAACUCUCUUGAUGAAGUUGCAAAUGGAGCUACAUAUGUGAACAUUGACAUGAUGAAAAAUAAGAAGGAUGGAACUCGGAUGCUGCUUGUUCAAGAUGAUGGUGGGGGUAUGAACCCAGAUAAAAUGCGGCAUUGCAUGUCCUUGGGUUAUUCUGCAAAGAGCAAAGUCAAGAAUACCAUUGGACAAUAUGGAAAUGGUUUUAAGACAAGUACGAUGAGACUUGGUGCUGAUGUCUUAGUGUUUUCACGCAGUCGUGAAAAUGAAGGAACAAGGCCUACACAAAGCAUUGGCAUGCUAUCUUACACCUUUCUGAGGAGCACCAGUAAAGAGGAUAUAAUUGUUCCUAUGAUUGAUUAUGAAAAAGAUCAGGUAUGGAAAAGGAAGGUGCGGACAAUAUGGGCUGAUUGGCAUAUAAGCUUGGAGACGAUAAUGCAAUGGUCUCCUUAUGCCAAUGAAGUAGAACUUCUUCAUGAGUUUGGCUCAAUAGGGGAACAAGGAACUCGAAUUGUUAUAUACAAUCUGUGGGAGGAUGAGGACGGAGAGUUGGAGCUUGAUUUUGAUGCCGACAUAAAUGAUAUUCAAAUUAGAGGUGCUAAUCGAGACCAGAAAAAUAUUCAGAAGGCAAAGCAAUUUCCGAACUCCAAGCAUUUCUUUACUUAUAGACAUUCUCUAAGGAGUUAUGCAUCGAUUUUAUAUCUUCGACUCCCAUAUGUCUUUCGAAUGAUUUUACGCGGAGAAGAGAUUGAACACCACAAUAUUAUCAACGAUCUGAUGCUGAAGAAGCAACUUAAAUAUAAGCCAGCGAGGGCCGAUGGAUUUCCAAAAGAUGCACAUAUGGUGGCUGAUGUGACAAUUGGUUUUGUUAAAGAUGCCAAACAUCACAUUGACGUUCAAGGAUUUAAUGUUUACCACAAGAACCGCCUAAUAAAGCCGUUCUGGAGAGUAUGGACUCCUGCUGGGUGUGGUGGCCGUGGUAUUAUAGGUGUACUAGAAGUCAACUUUGUGGAGCCAGCUCAUGAUAAGCAGGACUUCGAACGCACAAAUUGUCUCGGAAGACUCGAAGCACGAUUAAUCCGAAUGCAGAAGAAAUAUUGGUCAGAUAAUCGCCAUCGAAUAGGUUACGGUAUCAAUCAUUCUAACACAAAUUCUGGGACAGGAGACAUAGGAGUUGGAACAGAUAUUCUAGCUGAUGAUACACCACACACAGGGUCGUCAUCACCUCAAGGUUGCAUAAAGUCAAAUUAUUUGCAACGACUCAAAAAUGCUGAUAGAUCAUAUUCUGUCUCAAGAAAUAAGAAUAUGAAAACCAGUAUGUUAUCUCCAGAUAUGAGCAAGUAUGACAUUCCCAAGAGGCAGGUCUCUUCUAGAACAAUAGCCCAGCAGAGAGCUGAGAAGUCCGCAAUGACCAUAAGAUCCGAAAGAUCAGUAUUACAUGGUUUGUCAAAUACAAGUGAUGAUGGUGUUGCUGAGAUUGCAUGCACCCCAUCUAAAUCAACUUCUUCUAUCUUAAGGACACCUGAAAAAUCUUUACGUGACGAGAAUGCUAGUUUGCCUUCACCUCCAAGUGGAGUAAAGCGAAGUGAAAGGAUUGCAACCAGAUACCAGUCAAAGGAAGUAAAUGUGACAAGUAACAGAGAUGAGCAAUCUAUUGUUGACCAUGAGGCUUUUAUCAAGCAGUUGAAGGAUGAAAAUUCAUCAUUGAAGGAUAGUAUCUUGAUGGUGAAGGAAUCAUUAUCAAGUGAAUUGCAGAUCGAGUGUGACAAGAAUAAGUCUCUUAUCGAGAGAAUUGAGGAUACGGAGAAACAACUUGAAACUGCAAAUAAGGAGCAAGAAACCAUGAUAGAGCUCUUUGCAGAAGAAAGAAAAUGUCGAGAUCAAGAGGAGGAGAAUCUUAAGAAGAAGCUAAGGGAAGCCUCCUUCACCAUACAGGACCUGAUGGAACAGCUCAAAGCUGCCAGGAACCGACGCAAACAAUGAAGGAGCAGAGAAAACACAACUUUGCCGCCGUAGAAAGGGCAUUGGUGCGCUAUCUCCAGUACGUACAUGGUAGCGCCAAGUUAGGUCCAGAUGGUUAGAGCUGGAACAGCAGCUAGUAGCAGUAGCAGCCAGUUCUAUGCUUCCUAUGUACCCUGUAGUGCAUAGAUGUAAUAAGGUAUGUAGUGUGUAGCAUGACAGACCAACAGCCUGCGCUCCCUCAGCAGUUGCUGGUGAGCCAGGUCCAGCAGUACAGAGUUCACCAGGUGCAUCUGGUUCUUGAGUCGACUCCUUGUUAGCAGCCACUAUUUUUCUUCUCGCUUAACCCCGAACUGGGUCCCUUUACUUUCUAAUUAAAUUUAUCUUUUUUU
Molecule: messenger RNA, 2829 nt
Organism: Phragmites australis (common reed)
Lineage: Eukaryota; Viridiplantae; Streptophyta; Magnoliopsida; Poales; Poaceae
Product: protein MICRORCHIDIA 7-like
Exons: 20
Coding region: 71-2461 (796 amino acids)
Cellular component (GO): nucleus
Molecular function (GO): ATP hydrolysis activity
Source: RefSeq, a predicted model, not a curated record